AUAGAAUCGUGUAAACUAUAGUUAGAAGUCCCUAUAGUUGUGGUAGCAGCAGCCAUGGCCUCCGCGUCGACCUUGGAUCCUCCGAAUGCCACCGACUCCUCCGAAGCCGACCUAAACCCUAAUCCUUCCAACGCCUUAUUCCCUGUUUCCCCAAAUGCUUCUGCCGUCUGCCUUCUCAGGUUCGCCGGAGACUCCGCCUCCGGCGCCCUCAUGGGCUCCAUCUUCGGCUACGGUGCCGGUUUGUUUAAGAAAAAAGGCUUUAAAGGAUCCUUUGCAGAAGCCGGGUCUCAUGCCAAGACAUUUGCAGUUUUGUCUGGAGUGCACAGUUUGGUUGUCUGCAUUUUGAAGAGGAUACGAGGAAAGGAUGAUGUCAUUAAUGCAGGAGUAGCUGGAUGUUGCACCGGUCUCGCUCUCAGUUUUCCUGGCGCACCCCAGCAACUUCUACAAAGUUGUCUCACUUUUGGGGCCUUCUCAUUUAUUCUUGACGGCCUCAAUAAGCAGCAGCCUGCUCUGGCACAAUCAUUUCCUCUGAGAGUUAAAAGUGAAGAACAUUCUUCAUUGGUACUCCCUCUUCAACUAUCACUUACUGGGGAACUGAAAGAGGGCUUCACCGCAUUCCGCAACUCCUUGAAGAAUCACAAGAAGGGUACUCCUCGCAUGACCUAAGAAAUUUUGUUUCAUCACCUUUAAAGCUUUUUGAUCUUUAAUUUAAAUGUUUUAUUUUUGUUUCCCUGGUGAGAUCGGGACAUUGUCUUCGAUGUAAAGUUCUAGUUGCAAGUUGUGAAAUUCGCCUAUUGCUUUGCUUUACUGAUUCUGAAUCAAGUAUAUGGAAAUUGUUCAUUGGCAACAACUUGAAAAUACUGUUUUUGCCUAAUC
Molecule: messenger RNA, 876 nt
Organism: Fragaria vesca subsp. vesca
Lineage: Eukaryota; Viridiplantae; Streptophyta; Magnoliopsida; Rosales; Rosaceae
Product: mitochondrial import inner membrane translocase subunit TIM22-3-like
Exons: 5
Coding region: 55-666 (203 amino acids)
Biological process (GO): protein targeting to chloroplast; protein insertion into mitochondrial inner membrane
Cellular component (GO): TIM22 mitochondrial import inner membrane insertion complex; chloroplast envelope
Molecular function (GO): transmembrane protein transporter activity
Source: RefSeq, a predicted model, not a curated record